GCGUGGUGCUGUGAUCAGGCAGAGGGAGGGAAUGCGAGGCGGAGCAUCCAACUUGUCACAAAUUUUUUUUUGCUUCCUAAUGCCAUUCAAAAUUCCUGCUGUGGUGAACGGUCCUUCCCGGGGCAGACUGCGGAGUUUGCUUCUGGGGCUCUGGGGUUGUAUUUUGUUUUGGAAAUGGCUCUUUCGCAGUUGCAGUGUCUGGACGAAGCGAAUGUCAAUUUUCGGACCAAUGAAUCCAAACCGGACUUUUAUUACAGCGAGCCCCAGAGACUGGCGCUGGAGACACUGCUGGUUCACGGCACACAGGCUUUUCAUGAAUUGCUCACCGGGGAAAACUUGAGGGAAUUCUUGUCCGAGGUGGAUAUUGAGCAGAUCCUGAACUCGGUUCGGGAUUUCCUACCGGACGAGCCGGACAGCGAGGGGCCGGAGGACGAUGAGGGAGAGGGCUCGAACCCGGGAUCCCAGGCGAAGUCCCUGUCUCUGCAUUACUGGCCUGAGACCUCAGAUAUAGCCCGGCCCCGUUUGGAGCUGGGCUGGCCGGACACUGGUGCGUACCGCGGGGUGACCCGGGCCAGUGUGUGCACACAGCCCCCUCUGGAUGGCUCCAUGAACAUCAAGGAAAUGAUCCGGCGAAUGAUCAGCCAGGCGCAAAAGGUAAUCGCUGUCGUAAUGGAUUUAUUUACAGACAUCGAUAUUUUCAAAGACUUGCUGGAUGCCAGCUUCAAGAGGAAGGUUCCCGUCUACAUUAUCCAUGACGAGGUUAACAUCAAAUAUUUCUUGAAGAUGUGUGAGAGUUCGGGAAUGCAUAUGGGGAUGCUGAAGAACCUGAGAGUCUACUCUGUUGGUGGGACUGAAUUCCACGCACGUUCAGCCAAAACGAUUGUAGGAAGACAGAUGCAAAAAUUUCUACUGAUUGAUGGAGACAGAGCAGUGUGUGGAUCAUACAGCUUCACUUGGACUGCAUCGAGACUAGAUCGCAACAUUGUCACCAUGAUUUCUGGUCAAGCUGUAGAAACGUUCGAUUAUGAAUUCAGAGAACUGUUGCACUUUUCCAAAGCAGUUGAUAUGCAUAAACUGAACUUGGCUCCAGAAAUAGCAGAACCCGAACCUGUCCAGCAGGCACCUGUUUUAACGGCAGAACAAAGUGCUGCCAUUGCCAGGAAGCUCAUAAACCCCAAGUAUGCUCUUGUCCGGGUAAAUGACCAGAACACUGGUUCAGAUGGGUCCGAGAAAAAAAAUAACUCAAAUGAUACAAAACAGUCAAAUGAACCAAAUAAGGCGCAGAAAGCUGCAAUGGCAGCAGACCCCAAAGGCGAAGAGUCUAUAACGCAUCCAGCUCUGUUGAAUAUGCCCAAAGUGGACAUGUUUCUUUAUCUCCCUACUUAUCCAGAGAUCCCUCAUAAUGAGAAGCAACGGCCAAAUGGUCUCUCGAAUGCCAAGGAGAGGGAGCGCGUAGUUUGUCAAAGUGAUACAGUGGAUGCUGCGUCCAGAGUUGGUCCAGAUCCCUCGACUCCAGCAGUGGCUCAAAAGGAUGCAACGUGUAAGAUUUCAGGCAUGAGUCAGGCUCAAAAUUUAACUGUGAAGGAAAAUAAGUCACAAAGAGAUGGAAAUAACACGAACACAGAAAAUAAACCAAGCACAAAUAAAAAAAUUUCAAAAGCUAAGCAGAAACAAAAUAGAAAUGUGGGAAAAGUGGCCUUAAAAUCGACAGAACCUACUGCCAUCAACUCCAUGCAGGAUAAAGAUGAAGCAUUGCACAAUAGCACAGAGGGUGUAGAAACCCAACAUGUGGAUUCGGGUAUACCAACAUAUAGAGAACACAGCAUCAAGCAAGUAACUCAUGACUCAGAGAGAGAGGAUCAGAAAGAGGAGGGAGCAUUAACUCUUGCCAUGGAUAAAAUAGAGGUUGUGACAGAAGACAAUGAAGCAGAGUCCGAUCAUGUGAUCCCUUUAGAGCAGACUGACUUGUGUCAAGAGGAUGACUGUCGUUCGAAUCCUUCAACAAAUUACACUCCAGACUGGAAUACAGACAGCAGCUCUUUCCACGAACAAUCAUCUGACUCCGAUGACUUUUACGAAUGUGACCUCGAUGACAACGAGGUGAAAAGACCCGAAUCUCAGCUGAAUAAGGCCCAUGAUGAAUUUACGAUUGGAGAAGUGAACAACAUUGUCAGCCGAGCCACUUUUGCACAUCCAUUGGCUAAUAAUAAAGAACUAUCCAGCUCGAUGAACGAUGUAAGAGAAGGCAAAACUGUAGGAAAUAAAGGUGUGAACACUUUCUUCCAGGAGAGAGCAAACUUGAGGAGGAAGGCUCUGGAUAAAUUAAAGAUUACACUGGCAAUAAAUUAUCAUGAUAAAUUCCAGAGGGAGAGAUACACAGCCCCAACAAAGUCAGCAGCUGCUUUAAUUCGGUCGACUGUAGAUACUCGGACUUUUCAACCCCUCCACCCUGUUUCAAGCAGCCCUGAUUUGAGCCAAAGUAGAAGACCAAUGCUCAAGCUCAGUGGCCUCCAAAAUGCAAUGGUGCCACACAAUAAUUCCCAAAAGGCCGUACCGCGCCGGUCAGUGACAACAUUCCUUGAACAGAAGGGUCUGGGCAGACCGGAUUUGACAGUGGGUCUGGGUGUGACUGAGUCCAGAAAGUACAGUAACUGCAACAAAUCCAGUGGAAUCUCCAUGGAUUCAGACAUUUCUUCAAUGAGCACAACCACUCCUUUGGGUCUCUCCGUCUCCAAAUUAACAACGCAAAAGAACUUGAAGGCAAAGUUGCCAGUUAACAGAGUUGCACAAAUGACAGAGUCCACACCCAAAGCAUUGACUGAGUGACCCAUUGAAGCAUAGUAAAUUCAAUAAAUGCCUUCUGAAUUAAGCAAUUAAACUGUGCUCUUUGGACAAAUCUAAGUAUUUAACAUAGACCCUGCAUUUUGGAUUGUGUAUAUUUUUUAAAAAAAUGAAAAAUAUGAAUGUAAGAUAAAAUAUGUUUACAUUACCUGAUCUGUGCACCAAUACCAUGUCGCCAGGAUGCUCAAUCCAAAGAUCAUGCCAGUCCAUGGGAGAUCUCCAGUCACUGGAUCUCUGAAUAGAUGCAUGGCAUCUGCCCUGGGGAGAUGGCACGUUGUAUUGGGAAUAAUCUUUGUUGGAACUGCCUUUAGGUAUACACUUUCCAGGUUGUGGUACCCUCCAAUCUUGUUAAAAGCUACAAGAAUAUUGUAAAUAAGAGUUUUUAAAAAUACAUUUAAAAACUAUCAUGCCAGUCCAGCUGCUAUAAUUAAUGGUCUUGCUGAUUUUUAUCUGUGCAACCUAUAGAUAUAUUUCAGGAUUUGGUGCAGUAGCCAGUUGAGCUCCUGUAUCUUGUAUUAGGAGAAUGCUCUGUGCAAUAAAUCUAUUCUUU
Messenger RNA from Stegostoma tigrinum, 3391 nucleotides. Its product is annotated as protein FAM83G-like. The transcript has 5 exons. NCBI's taxonomy places the organism in Eukaryota, Metazoa, Chordata, Chondrichthyes, Orectolobiformes, Stegostomatidae. Bases 175 to 2826 code for a protein of 883 amino acids. The record is from RefSeq and is a predicted model, not a curated record.